GUUGGGGCCUUUUGUUUUAACUCUAAUCGGCUUAGGGUUUGCUUUCUUCUUUCCCCCAAACCCUAAGUGAGGCGCGCGAAUAGCUGUAAUCGGAUCGAGAUUUUGUAGGAGGUAUGGGUCUUCGCGGAAGAGGCUAUGGCGGACGCAGAAGUAGAGGGGGAGGGUUUGGUUCAUCAUCCUCUAGUAGUGCUGAAUAUCGAAAGAAAUGUGCAGCUUCCUAUGCACCCAAAACUUCUUCUUCUAAGAGUUGGUUUCAAGAUAUGGAAGAUGAAGCCGAUUGUUACAUUUUGUACCACAUUCGUAUGAGGGUAAAAUUUGUAUUAUAUGAACUCGAUUUCAAUAAUCUUGUUCAUCCAAUUGACUUGAUUAUAAUUUUAGGCUUGAAUUGCUAUACUUUUCUACCUGUUUGUAUAAUUGAUCAUGGUUUCUGUAUUUAACAUUUUGAUUUAAGCACCUUUAUAUGUAAGGUUUCCUCUUACUUUGUAAUCAUGAUAUGCAUAUCUAUGUGCUUUUUCUUGUUAGUUUUUCGGGGUCUAGUAUUUGUACGUAGUCCUGUUUCAUCUAGGUUGGAGCAACUUUUGUGGCUUCUGUUUUCUGCCUCAGAACAACUGAACUGAACUAAGAUUUGAAUGCAGAAUUUGAAAACUCGGGGAGAAGAACAUCCAUCUCGUGCUAAGGUUAUGCAAGAGCUUGAAGACUUGUGUGGUAUGGUGGAUAUAAGUCUCUUUGGGGUAAAUGGUGGACAGAGAAGCAUGACAAGGAACUGUGUAAAGAGUGGACAAUAACUUAUCAGAAUAGGAUGACUCAGUUUGGUCCAGAGUACUGCAGGAGACUUGGAAUGAAGGAAAUUGUUGAAAAUGUAUGCAAGGGUGUACCGUCAUCAAGGUCGACGAGGCAUUUGAUUGAUGAGGUUUUAGAGUAUUGUAUUUAGUAUCUUAGGUAAUAUUAUGGUACUUAUAUGGGCAUUUGAUUGAUAAGGUUCUUGAGGAUUGUAUUUAGUAUUUUAGGUAAUAUUAGUAAAAAUUUUACAUAUAAUGGUGUUUAUAUAUUAUGUGAAAUCAGACAGCUUGUAUAUAUGUAACUGAUUUUUUUUUAAAAAAAAAAAAUUUAUGUG
This is a messenger RNA of Rubroshorea leprosula, 1114 nucleotides long. The record is from the annotation of a GenBank genome assembly. Lineage: Eukaryota; Viridiplantae; Streptophyta; Magnoliopsida; Malvales; Dipterocarpaceae.